CUUCAACCCCGCGGAGGGGGAGUUGGCUCUGCUUGCCGCCCUGGGCGAACAGAUUUCCCGGCGGCCCUGGCCAUGGCAUCUCAGGAACGGCUUCUCAUCCGCGGCGGUCGUGUGGUCAACGAUGACUUCUCGCAAGUGGCCGAUGUGCUGGUGGAGGACGGCGUGGUGCGCGCGCUGGGGCCAGACCUGUUGCCCCUCGGGGACGCGCCCCGGGGGCUGCGGAUCCUGGACGCGGCGGGCAAGCUCGUCCUGCCCGGAGGCAUCGACACACACACGCACAUGCAAUUCCCGUUCAUGGGCUCGCAGUCGGUCGACGACUUCCACGAGGGCACCAAGGCUGCUUUGGCAGGAGGCACCACCAUGAUCAUUGAUUUCGCCAUUCCUCAGAAAGGCGGCUCCCUCAUUGAGGCCUUUGAGACCUGGCGCAACUGGGCAGACCCCAAAGUCUGCUGUGACUACAGCCUGCAUGUGGCGGUGACAUGGUGGAGUGAGAAGGUAAAAGAAGAAAUGAAAACCCUCGCCCAAGAGAAAGGCGUUAACUCCUUCAAGAUGUUCAUGGCCUACAAGGACGUGUACAUGGUACAAGAUGAAGAGAUGCACGCAGCCUUCUCUCAGUGUAAGGAGGUCGGCGCAAUCGCCCAGGUGCACGCUGAAAACGGAGUCCUGAUUGCAGAGGGAGCAAAGAAGAUGCUGGCGUUGGGGAUAACAGGCCCGGAGGGGCAUGAGCUGUGCCGCCCCGAAGCAGUGGAGGCGGAGGCCACUUUGAGAGCCAUCACGAUCGCCAGCGCCGUGAACUGCCCUCUGUACGUCGUGCACGUGAUGAGCAAAUCUGCGGCGAAGGUGAUAGCUGCCGCGAGGAGAGAAGGAAAGGUGGUCUAUGGGGAGCCGAUUGCAGCAGGUCUCGGCACUGAUGGCACACACUACUGGAGCAAAGAAUGGCGUCACGCAGCCCACCACGUCAUGGGUCCUCCGCUCAGACCGGAUCCUUCAACACCAGGCUUUCUCAUGAAUCUGUUGGCUAAUGGAGACCUGACCACAACGGGGAGUGACAACUGCACUUUCAACACCUGCCAAAAGGCUCUAGGGAAGGACGACUUUACUAAGAUUCCCAACGGGGUGAAUGGUGUUGAGGACCGGAUGUCGGUGAUAUGGGAAAAGGGCGUGCACAGUGGUAAAAUGGAUGAAAACAGAUUUGUGGCAGUUACCAGCACAAAUGCAGCUAAAAUCUUCAAUCUUUAUCCAAAAAAAGGAAGGAUAGCUGUGGGAUCAGAUGCUGACAUUGUGAUCUGGGACCCACAAGCUACAAGGAGGAUCUCAGCCCAAACUCACCACCAGGCGGUUAACUUCAACAUCUUCGAGGGCAUGGUUUGCCAUGGGGUGCCUCUGGUGACUAUUUCAAGAGGCAGAGUGGUGUAUGAAGCAGGUGUUUUCAGCGUCACGGCGGGGCAUGGGAAGUUUAUUCCGCGCAAAGCAUUCGCUGAGCACGUUUACAAACGAAUCAAGCAGCGAGACCAGACCUGCACACCUGUGCCAGUGAGGCGUGCGCCCUACGAGGGAGAAGUCAUAACACUGAAAUCCAGAGAGACAAAGGAAGAUGCCGCUGGAGCCAGGAUGCAGCGCCACUGCUGAUCCGGUGCAGAGGUUGAGCCAGUGCCACGGUGCUGUCAAAGGGUCAGACGCUGCCACUCGAAGCUGACCUGAUGGAUGAAGGUGUGUGUGUGUCAGCUGGAGCACUGCUGGACUCAGGUCUGGUCUUCUGCACACUCGGGAACUGCACACAUUUGACAACCACUUCCUGCUUAACCCUGUGACAGCAGGGAUUUGGAUAAUGAGCCCCUGGAUACUGCAGAUCUGGGCCCUCAUGCACGUGCUCUCUCAUUGUUGAACAUUGUCUUUUUUUUUUUUUUUUUUUAACAAUGCCAGCCUCAAGCUUCAGUAUUUCUGUCAUUUCCAUAUUACUGGAAUUAUUCAUGUGACUCAGAAAGAUUAUAUUUAAAAUUCCAGAGAUUAGCGAGAGAAAGAAAUGACGCUGGGUGUGAUCACAUGCUAGAGCUUCUGUAGAGAAAGGCUUAGUGUUUGCUUUGAUUAGAACAUUUCUUGGUGUUAGCUUGAAUGCAGUCUCCCUUUGUGAGGGAGAGCGCUACACCGAGUGCCUUUUAUUUUCU
Psammomys obesus (fat sand rat) is the source of this 2165-nucleotide messenger RNA. RefSeq names its product dihydropyrimidinase (gene Dpys). The transcript is spliced from 10 exons. Bases 73 to 1629 code for a protein of 518 amino acids. The record is from RefSeq and is a predicted model, not a curated record. NCBI's taxonomy places the organism in Eukaryota, Metazoa, Chordata, Mammalia, Rodentia, Muridae. Gene Ontology annotation, cellular component: cytoplasm; cytosol. Gene Ontology annotation, molecular function: dihydropyrimidinase activity. Gene Ontology annotation, biological process: pyrimidine nucleobase catabolic process.